Molecule: messenger RNA, 2167 nt
Organism: Oryza sativa Japonica Group (Japanese rice)
Lineage: Eukaryota; Viridiplantae; Streptophyta; Magnoliopsida; Poales; Poaceae
Source: RefSeq, a predicted model, not a curated record
CCUCGCCUUUUUCACUUCUCUCUUCUCCCACUUCCCCCCUCCUCUCCUCCGGCGUGCGGAAAAUUCGAGACCCCGAAAUUCCGGCAAUUUCAAACGCGCCCCCUCGCCGCCGGCGAGCCCCAGCGCGAUCCUGAGCCCCGGCGGUCCGUCGCCGGAGGUGUUAGCCUCGUGAGGUGGCUCUCGCCGUCGCCGGCGAGCGGCGUAGGCGGAGGCGGCGGCGAUGGGGAACUCUCUGGGGUGCUCCGCCUCCGGGGAGAGGCUGGUGUCGGCGGCGCGGGACGGGGACGCGGUGGAGGCGCGGAUGCUGCUGGAGCUCAGCCCGGCGCUGGCGCGGUACUCCACCUUCGGCGGCCUCAACUCCCCGCUCCACUUCGCCGCCGCUAAGGGCCACCUCGACAUUGUGACGCUGUUGCUGGAGAAGGGCGCGGAUGUGAACGUACGGAACUACUGCGGGCAGACUGCGUUGAUGCACGCAUGCCGGCAUGGCCACUGGGAGGUGGUUCAGAUGCUUCUGCUCUUCAGAUGCAAUGUUACCAGGGCGGAUUACUUGAGUGGCCGAACAGCAUUGCAUUUCGCAGCACAUGAUGGACUUGUUCGGUGCGUUCGUCUUUUACUCGCGGACUUUGUCCCAAGUGCUCCCUUAGAGGAUGGUGCUUCUUCGACGGUGGAUGGUGGUGAAUGUCAGACGAAUAGUGGGAGCAGUCCUUGUUCUUCUUUGGGACUGAAAUUUAAUGAAUCUGCUCGUUUGAGAUAUAUCAACAAACCUGCUGAUGGCGGUGUUACAGCACUUCAUAUGGCAGCUUUGAAUGGUCAUUUUGAUUGCAUGCAAUUGUUGAUUGACUUGGGUGCUAAUGUGUCAGCUGUCACAUUCCCGUAUGGCACUACAGCAAAUUUGAUAGGAGCUGGCAGUACUCCUUUGCAUUAUGCAGCUGGUGGAGGAAAUGCUGAGUGUUGCCAGCUACUUCUGUCAAAAGGCGCUAGCAAGUUGACACUGAACUGUAAUGGGUGGCUUCCCAUUGAUGUUGCUAGGAUGUUUGGACGCCGUUUCUUGGAGCCAUUACUUUCUCCAAACUCAAACUCGAGUAUCCCUGCAUAUCAACCAUCUAAUUAUCUUGCCUUGCCAUUCAUGAGCAUACUUAAUAUAGCUAGAGAAUUUGGGUUGCUGCACACCGUAGCCUCUGUGGAUGAUAGUGAUCUUUGUGCAGUUUGCCUUGAAAGGUCUUGUUCAGUAGCUGCUGAAGGUUGUUGUCAUGAGUUCUGCAUCAAAUGUGCUCUUUAUCUUUGCUCAACGAGCAAUACCCGUGUUGAGUUCACUGGCCCACCUGGAUCGAUUCCGUGCCCUCUUUGUCGGAAUGGAAUAAUGUCAUUUACCAAGUUGCCAAGCACGCCAACAGAAGGGCUUAAAUCUAGCUCAGCACUCACGUUCUGUAAUCCAUGCAUGCUAAACACCCGAUCUGUAGACUCACCAGCAACUAUCAGCAAAGCAGAAAUAAGGCGCAACCGUGUUGCAGCUGUCUCUUCAGAGCUAGUCUGCCCACUAACCUGCAGCCCAUUUCCAUCGUCUGCCCUCCCGACCUGCAGGUGCAGUGACGAUGAUCCAUGUGAUGCCAUAGAAACACAGGAUGGUUCCGAGGUGCAAUCUCCUCAGCCAUCGCACUGCGCAAGCAUGGAGAUGGACAAGAGGGAACAGCAGGAUCUUGACCGGACUAGCUGCUCAGGCAUGUUCUGGAGCCGAAGAAGCUGCCACAGGGAGGAGCAGUGUAAUGCAGAGAUCAAUGCUUGAUUGUUUCUUCUUUCUGGUUGUUAAUAUAUCUGGAUUCAUAGCAGCUCAAUGUGGGAGAUGAGCAGCGGUUAUUUUUUUUGCCUCCCCAGCUGUGUUUCUUUCCCCUAUUUGCAGCCAAGAUUUUCUUGAUUGGUGAAGUGAAUCCUGCAGCUUUUGGCUGCUGUAGUUUUUACUGUAUUGUAGCAUUUUGGUUACAAAUGUGUGUCGUCCCUGUGAUCCUAGAUAGCCCCAAAAUCACCAGUUACUCCUCUUUGUAGCUGUAUGUAAAUUGCAGGAGUUGGUUGGGAUUUGUUUUCUGGUAAAGAUGUUGAGAAUCUAUGUACAAUGGCAUCAGUCAUUUGCCCUCUUAAAUCUUAAUGAUAAUACUAUAUAGAUCAUCCAUAA